Messenger RNA from Mugil cephalus (flathead mullet), 5024 nucleotides. It is a transcript of the gene ror2, whose product is annotated as receptor tyrosine kinase-like orphan receptor 2. Gene Ontology annotation, cellular component: signaling receptor complex. The record is from RefSeq and is a predicted model, not a curated record. Gene Ontology annotation, molecular function: transmembrane receptor protein tyrosine kinase activity; ATP binding; protein binding. Gene Ontology annotation, biological process: positive regulation of kinase activity; cell surface receptor protein tyrosine kinase signaling pathway; multicellular organism development. The transcript has 9 exons. The coding region runs from base 1107 to 3908 and encodes 933 amino acids. NCBI's taxonomy places the organism in Eukaryota, Metazoa, Chordata, Actinopteri, Mugiliformes, Mugilidae.
GUAGAGACAAAGAGUGACCAGGCUCUUUGAUCACAGACAUACCGGCAGGAGGAGGUAAGCCUCAUAAAGGACAGUGAGCAGGAGAUUUAUAGGUAACAGAUGCAUCUCAACCACACGUACUUCAUCUGACUCUGACUUACAGAUGAAUCCGCUCAACCUCUGGAGACAUUCCACUGUAAUGUUGGAGAACAAUAUGUAAAGAAAAGUUCUUUAUCUUUUACCACUUUUAUCAAAUUUAAAUGUAUCUGAUUCAAAAUGUGUGAUUGGGUGUGGCUGUUUUUGCAUGUUUAAUCUUGGCCCUAGGUUAUUAGAUCUGUUUUCCAGUCAAUAUCACUUCUAUUUUGUAAGAUUCCACUGCAUCUCUGACCACUCUCUGACAGAAAGAUGGGGGUGUCUCCGAAGAAACCAGUUUAGAAUACUGCUACACCUUUUUUCUUACCUUUUUGCACUAGUCGUUUAUUGAAAUUAAAUACUUGGAGAUAUUGUAAGGUUGUAACUUUUGAAAGUAACACCAACAGAAAACCUUAAAAGAAAAAUGGGAGAAAAUAGAGGAAAUGUCACAUGCUCCUGCUAGUAUGUUUAUUUUUAUUUCUAUAGAGCUGUUAAUGUUUAGCUUCUUGGUUCUGGAAAGUCUGUCUGAACAUGGUUGAUAAGAGGUUUCCUUGGUUGCAGUUAGGACUCCUUCAGUCUCUAGAUGGGGCACUCUGCAAAGAGGUCCCUGCACUCCUUGCGCCCCCCAGUUUUCCAGUUUCUUUCCAGCGCGGGGACAGAGCCAGUCUUGGAUCGCUGGCUCUCGCUGUGAUCGCUGUGGCGGACCGUCCUCGGGAUGAACGCGUCUUUGUCUUCCUCACUCCUGAACCCGCAUCUGCGCCGCCGCACCUCCAUGCCUGACUCCUCCGCCACCUGGACCGUGCGCUUUCCCUCCGCGCCCGGCUGCUGCUGACUUGGAAAAACGAGAGGAAGAAGGAGAAAAAAAGAAGAAGAAGAAGACCCGACUGAGCAACAGCUCCAGGAUAAUAUAAUAAUAAAAAGAAAAACUGGAUAAAAUAGUUUUCAGUCUGAUUUUAACAUUCUCCUGCUCGCGUUUGAGAGAGAAGUCGGACGCUAUGGCCACCUUCUCGACGAGUCUUCUCUGGAUGCUCCUCUUGGCUCCAAACCUGAGAUGUGACGCUGAUCCAGGCCUUUCAGUGGAUGCAGAUGGUUUGGCUGAGGCUCAGAGUGGCGCUGCCCCCACGGCUGAAGGUAAUUUCUUGGAGUUCCAGGAGCCAGUCAACAACAUCACUCACUUCCAGGGCCAGACAGCCACACUGCACUGCAAAGUGACAGGAAACCCUCGACCGUCCAUCCGCUGGCUCAAGAACGACGCCCCCGUAGUUCAAGAGCAGGGCCGCAUAACCAUACGCAAGACAGAGGCAGGAUCCAAACUCCGCAUCCAGGACCUGGACACAACAGACACCGGCUACUAUCAGUGUGUGGCCUCCAACUCACUCAAGACCAUUACUGCUACAGGUGUCCUCUAUGUCAAACUAGGACAGAUGCCCACACGUGGCCCAGAUGAACCGUCACGUGAGAAAGGUUUCUGCCAGCCAUACCGAGGCAUCGCCUGUGCUCGAUUAAUCGGUAACCAGAGCAUCUACGUUGAGUCACUGCAGAUGCAGGGAGAGAGCGAAAACAGGAUCACAGCUGCCUUCACUAUGAUUGGCACCUCCACCCACCUGUCAGAUCAAUGCUCCAGUUUUGCCAUCCCGUCCUUCUGCUACUAUGUCUUCCCUCUGUGUGAUGAGGGCUCCAGGGGCCCUCGGCGGCGUCAGCUCUGUCGGGAUGAAUGCGAGGCCCUGGAGAACGACUUGUGUCACGCCGAGUACACCAUAGCUCGAUCCAACCCCAUGAUCCUCAUGCAGCUUGAGCUCCCUAACUGCCGCUUGCUGCCACGGCCUGGCACACCUGAUGCUGCUUCCUGUAUGAGGAUUGGAGUGCCGCCAGAAAAACUAGGCUCAGAUUCUCCCCCAGAUCACAGCUGCUUCAAUGGAAGUGGGGCUGACUAUAAAGGCACAUUGAGCAUCACUAAAUCUGGUCACCAUUGCCAGCCGUGGAGCGCCCAGUACCCUCACAGUCACCACCUGUUACAGGACUACCCUGAGCUGUGGGGAAGCCACAACUUUUGCCGUAACCCAGGAGGCCAGAUGCAAGCGCCCUGGUGCUUCACCCUGGACCCUCAAGUCAGGGUGGACCUUUGUGAUAUCCAACCCUGCAAGCCUCCAGAAAACCCUAGGAAGGAGAUUCUGUUCAUUCUGAUCCCAGCGAUUGCCAUCCCACUGGUCAUCGCUUGCCUCUUCUUUCUGGUUUGCAUGUGUCGGAAUAAACAAAAGGCUUCAACUGACACGCCUCCUCGCUGCCAGAUCAACAGCUCACCCAACCAGGACAUGGAGCUGUCUCUCCUCAGUCAGCAAAAACACCAGGCCAAGCUACGGGAGAUUAACAUGUCAGCAGUACGAUUUAUGGAGGAGCUUGGUGAGGAUCGGUUUGGAAAGGUUUACAAGGGCCACCUGUAUGGCACAGCACCUGGAGAGCAGACCCAGGUGGUGGCCAUCAAGACUUUAAAAGACAAGGUUGAUACUGCACUGUGUGAGGAAUUUCGCCAUGAAGCUAUGCUCCGCUCUCACCUGCAGCACCAAAAUAUUGUGUGUUUGCUUGGUGUAGUCACCAAAGAGCAGCCAAUGAGCAUGAUAUUUACCUGUUCCAGCCUUGGUGAUCUGCAUGAGUAUUUGGUGAUGCGUUCCCCCAACUCAGAUGUAAGCAGCUCAGAUGAUGACAAAACAGUCAAAUCAACAUUGGAGCAGGCUGAUUUCCUUCAUGUCAUCACCCAGGUUGCGGCUGGAAUGGAGUAUCUUUCCAGCCAUCAAGUAGUCCAUAAAGACCUUGCUGCUCGAAACAUUCUGGUCUUUGACAAACUCAGUGUCAAGAUCCUGGAUCUGGGCUUGUUUAGAGACGUCUACUCUGCUGAUUACUACAAUCUCAUGGGGACAAACCCUUUCCCUAUUCGGUGGAUGUCUCCAGAAGCUAUCAUGUAUGGCAAGUUCUCCAACGACUCUGACAUCUGGUCUUAUGGUGUGCUGCUGUGGGAGACAUUCAGUUAUGGUCUUCAGCCUUACUGUGGCUACUCCAACCAGGAUGUGAUUGAGAUGGUGCGCAGCCACCAGCUACUGUCUUGUCCAGAUGACUGCCCAGCCUGGAUUUAUACCCUCAUGCUGGAGUGUUGGAGUGAAUUCCCAGCAAGAAGGCCUCGCUUUAAAGACAUCCAUGCACGUCUGCGUUCCUGGGAGAGCCUGUCCAACUACAACAGCUCUGCCCAGACUUCCGGCACCAGCAACACUACCCAGACCAGCUCUCUCAGUACCAGCCCUGUAAGCAACAUCAGCAUGAGCACAGCAAAUGCAUCACGCUACACUAGCCCUAAAAAGAGCUCACCAUUCCAUCAGCCUCAGUUCAUGCCAAUGAAGGGUCAGAUGCAUCGGCCAAUGGUGCCCCCGCAACUCUACAUCCCUGUCAAUGGAUAUCACCCCAUGCCAGCCUAUCCUUACCUACAGAACUUUUACCCGAUGCAAAUACCAAUGGCGAUGCCUCACCAGCAGAUGCACCACCAACCACAAAUGGUCCCCAAAGCUGGCUCUCACCAUAGUGGAAGUGGAUCCACAUCUACAGGGUAUGUCACCACUGCCCCUUCCAACACUUCUGCCACAGAGCGAGUGGCUUUGCUAAAUGAGGACUCCAAGACCAAUGGUGAUGGCUUGGCGUCCCAGGAAGACCUAAACCCAAACGAGGACUUGUCAGUGCCUGAAACAGAAUUGCUAGGUGACAAUGAGGCUACUCAGACUGACGAAUUGGUGAUCCACUUGUCAGACACAUAAGUGCAGUGUCGAUUUAAAGGACAGUGAGGCUGAAAUAUUUUGUGAGCUGUGCUUGCUUGCCAACAAUUCAAUGAGCAGCAAAAAGUGAAGGGAGCAAUUUUGCAGUGACUGAAUGUUUUUUUAUGAUUAUAUGUUUUUUGUUUUUUUAAGAUGCACUUGAAUGUCAAGUGUCGUAUUUGUACCUCUCAAACCCCUGUGUCAGUGAUUAAGAAAAAUGAAUCAUCCAAUUCCUCUUUAGACCUCGCUUUUAUUAUGUUGCCAUUCAGAAGAUUUUAUGUUCUUGCCGUUGCUGUGCAACAUAAAACGUUUUCUUAUAACUUAAGCAAAGUACUUUAAAGGGUUCCUUCCAUUGAUAUACUCCUCUGGUGGUGCUACCAGCUGUUUUGUAAGGGAGAGGUUUGUGCUACCAAUGCUCAAUCUCCCAUCUUGGAUAUCAUACUCCUUUAUACAAGUAUCUUGGCUGACAAAUAUGAACUGCUAGUUUGACUAAAAGUGUAGUUUUCUACAGGACCAAGGUUGAGGUAUUGCUAACCCAGAACUAAAAAGAUGUUUCUAUAGUGUUGAAGUAUUUUGCUUCCUUGCAACUCUUGUGCCCCUUAAUAACAACUGUUACGUUGUUUUUGAAGUCAUUAUUCUGGGGUUGGUGAAAACCACAAUCCUAGAAUGUGAAAAUGUGUGAUGAAUAUAAAUGAUGUAAAAUGAGGUUUGAAAUAAACUGUCUCUAAGUAACUUUGUUAAUGAUUAAAACUCACUGAGAUGUAUUUUGAAACGCUAUCACUCAAAACCAUAAAUUUAAGACCAGAAACUUUUUUAUUUUCAGGCCAGUGACAAAAGUUUUACUGCACAUGACAUUUCAGUGGAGUCGAUGCAUUUAACAUCAAUUGCAUUAUCCAAGUUGUAUAGAUGUGUAAUUGAUGUACUUUUGUUUGAACAUUGUAUUUGUUUAUAGUUUUUCUUUAUCGGUAAAGAUUGCUAAACUUGGUGUUAAUACAGUGUUUUAUGUUUUUUUUUCUCACCACAUUUGUUUGUUUAAGCAUUUUUUUUGCUUACCAUAUACUGAAGUAUCUAAUAAAGUCAUAUGAAUAAAAUAUUGUAUUUCACACUGGUUAAAUCAUC